Messenger RNA from Harmonia axyridis, 1165 nucleotides. Its product is annotated as mpv17-like protein. Gene Ontology annotation, cellular component: membrane; cytoplasm. The transcript has 5 exons. Bases 433 to 999 code for a protein of 188 amino acids. NCBI's taxonomy places the organism in Eukaryota, Metazoa, Arthropoda, Insecta, Coleoptera, Coccinellidae. The record is from RefSeq and is a predicted model, not a curated record.
UCAAUCCUAACCAAAUCUUAUGGAUGUAGCAAUUUUAUUUCAAAUUUUUUAUCCUUUUUAUCAUAUUAUAGAAAAAAAAUUUAGUAUAUCGCACAACAUAUUAUUAUCUGUUAUGAAAUGUCCAUUGAGAUUGUAAAAUUAUACAUUGACAAAUGGCACAUAAAAUCAACCAUCAGUCAAAACUCAAAACCUAUGACAUUACAUGAAUGACAUAGGCUUGACUGGCUAAUGAGGAAUUAAGUAAAUAUCAAUAUUUGGUUUGAAGAAUCUGGCUUUUAUGAAAAUUCCAAUAGACUUUAAGAGAAAGUCAGAUAAAGCAUAUAGUUUAUUGUUAUUUCUCGUUAACUGAAACCAUUGUAAACAUGAUAGACUGAUCUUGGAACAUUUAAAAUUUAUAUCAAGUCAAAUUCUGCAACUAAAUCGAUUAUCUAAAUGGGUGCACUAUCAAAAGUAGUCAAAGUAUUUAACACCUAUCCCUUUAGUAGGGGUCUGUUAUCAUACACUAUUAUAUUUCCUUCUUCGUGUUUGAUUCAACAAACUCUGGCUGGAAAUACCUGGGAGACGUAUGACUGGAAAAGAGUAUUUCGAUUCUGGAUAUAUGGAACUUUUUUUCUAGCCCCAGUAGGAUAUGGUUAUGUAAGAAUUAUGUCCAAAUGGUUACCACAUACAGAUCUGAGAUCUAAUUUUAAGAGGGUCCUCAUAGAUCAAACUACUUAUUCCCCUUUAAUGACGGUAGCGUUUUUUGGUGGAAUGUCUCUACUAGAAGGAAAAGAUCUGAAUGGUGCCAAAGAAGAGAUCGAACAAAAGUUCCUGCCAACAUAUAAGAUUGGUCUCGGAUAUUGGCCCAUUAUUCAAACUGUGAAUUUCACAUAUAUUUCUGAGAAGAAUCGAGUACCUUUCAUAAGUCUAUGUGGGAUGGUAUGGACUGUCUUCCUGGCAUUCAUGCUUCAAACAAACCUACCAAAGAAAGACAAAAAAAACCUACCGAAAGACGAUUAAGGAUCUACUGAAGGGUUCGGGAAAAACACUCGAAACUUAUGAUUGGACGACUCCUCUGCGAUUUUCGAUAUAUGGUGGUCUCUUCACUGCUCCAACACUUUACGCAUGGGUUAGAUUUACCACGAUCAUGUGGCCGACGCCUGGUUUGAAAACGGCAGUGUUCAAG